GAGAACUGUCAAACGACCGCGCGCUGUUUGUUUUCCAGAUGCCGGUACACAUUUGGGCUUCGUGCAUCAUUAGCUCAUUUUUAUCGUUAAAUUGCUGUAAAAUCCAUUGGAAAACAGUGUUGAAAUUGAAAAGUUCAAAUCUCGAAUGCUAAGUUAACGAAUACACCCACAAAACAAAUCAGUAAGGACGACGAUGGCCACCGCCUUGGAACCGGUCCCAUCGAAAGAGCUGCAAGGGCGCAAAAUAUGCGUCGAGCGGUUCAUCUACGCCAUCGUGUACAGCGUUGCGGUGCAGUUCGUGCUGCUGACCGUUUUCCUGCUGCUGGUCAACUUCAGUUUGCUUCAUCCGGUGGCGUGGAUUAUGGGUUCCUUCCGGUUGGUGAUCUCCCUGUCUACGUGGAUGUGGAUUUUGCCGUUGGUUAGCGCAGUGAUAGUGCACGGGAUAUUCCUCGCCAAAUCGUACCUGGCCGGGAUCCGGUACUGCCCGACGAGAUUCCAGCAGAUUUAUCGGUCCAGCAUUACCCAAUCCAUCCUGCUGGUGGUCAACUGCGUGGUGGGCUUUCUGACCGCCUGGUUGUACACUCGCUUCCUCCGGGACGAUUACCGCGUCAUGUUCCUACCCAAAGCGGACGGAGGAUCGAUUCUGAACGAAAAGUAUCUAUUCCUGCUACUAGGCGGAACCUUUGCCGGAGUGUACUAUUUCAUCCGGAACCAGUCGGAAAAGUUGAUUCUCAGCUUCCCGGUCAUUCAGCAGCCACGCUACCUGCAGAUUCGAGCCCAUCUCUACAGCGUCAUCUACCGGUCGUUGUUCAAAUCCUUCGUCCCAACGCUGACCUACGUGAGCUUCUACUACACCUUCAACUGCUUCUACUUCCGCUACAAGCUGGCCAACAUGUUCCAGAGUGUAUCGCUGGCCGAUGAAUCAUCCCUGGGGGCUCUUUAUUCGGUUCUGAUGGACGUCCGAUUGAUUCUGUACUGUUGGAUCCUGUCGUCGCAAAUCCUAUCCAACAUGAACCUGAUGCAAGUGCUGUUCCACAUUUUCCUCACGGAAUAUCGAAAAUUUCCCGUUGAGAAGAGCACGCUGGCCAAUGAUUCGCAAGUGACCUUGGUGGAAGCGUUGGCCUGCGAGAAAAUCCCAAUCAUUCAGCAGCUGGCGGCGUUGGAUCUCUUCACAAUCGCUGAGAGUUGCGAUCCGAGUCGUCGAGCUCGCCUCUACGCCCUUUCCGUCCCGGGAGGCCAUCCCUACAAUUGGCGCCUAGUUUCCGGCGAAUGCAUCCGUCUCAUCAAAGACUACACCGGUCAACUGGCAAAAUCGAUCGAAGGUGCAACGCUGAAACCCGUUCCGGAUGUGGCCAAAUUGCGUCCCACCGCUUCGAUGGACGCCGAGAAGCUGCUGAUGAAACAGUACAACGAAAGCUUCGGAAUUCGCAGCCUGUCCACAUCGGCCCUGCCUGCGGAGAGCAACCCAAAGCAACCGGACGUCAUUUGCAAGGCGGUGGACCGCCGUUUGGACGCCCUUCGGGAAUCCAUUAGAAAUAUCCCAGGAAUCUACUACCUCUUCGGGGAGCCAAAAACCGCCAAAACUUGCCACCUACUGGCCACACAGUCCCAGCAGAUCGUUUGGAUCGCCCAGGCGUUGGCAUCUCUGGCGGCGCACUCGAUCCGCGAGGAUCAGUUCGGGGUGGUUCAGAAUGAUCUGCCACUGGUGAUAAGGACGCUGCUGCAGCUCAAACAGGUCGUCGAUAAGGUCGGCUCGAUUCAGCUGGACGUGAAGAAAAUCGACCGGAACUAUGUGGCCCUCAAAGCGGCCACCAAGAGGAGUCUGUACCGGAUUGCGGCGGCUUUUGCGGACUAUCUGAACGAUAUCGUGCUGGAGCCGAACGACGUGAAGGCGCUGCAGGGGUUCGUUAACUAUAGGGAAGCUUGAAAUUGGAAGGUUUUGUGUGUUACAGUUAUUCGUUUCAAUACCAUUAAGUUGAUUAGGUCUUAGCAUCGUGGGAACUUUUCUAUUGGGAUGGAUCGUUAUCACUCAGCUAGAUUAUCAUCGCUAUGAUUGUUCUUGGAGAAGGCUUAGUUUUUAGAGUUUUCAAAGUUUGUACGAUGCUGGGAUUCAAUCAUUCAAAUCAACUGCCACCCAGACUCAUUAUUUGUAAAUGAAUUGAUUGAAAAAAGUA
Messenger RNA from Aedes aegypti (yellow fever mosquito), 2174 nucleotides. Its product is annotated as nucleoporin Ndc1. Lineage: Eukaryota; Metazoa; Arthropoda; Insecta; Diptera; Culicidae. Bases 194 to 1927 code for a protein of 577 amino acids. The transcript is spliced from 3 exons. Gene Ontology annotation, biological process: nuclear pore organization. Gene Ontology annotation, cellular component: nuclear pore transmembrane ring. Gene Ontology annotation, molecular function: protein-macromolecule adaptor activity. The record is from RefSeq and is a predicted model, not a curated record.